UUCUUGGUCCCAUGCGGCGAGCGCAGGUGAUGUAAACGGAAUCUCUUACCAUCCUCACUUUCUCUCUUUUCCCGCUAUUUUCUUUUUUCACUUACUUUCGCGGCUUUAGAUCCGAGCCUCCGUGUCAAAUCUCCCGGCGAAAGAAAAAGCAAUUUCCUCGGACAUUUUCCCGCAUUUUUCCGGUUGACAAAACUGUAUGAAUUCUCGAGAGCUCGUUCUUCUCGCUACAGCUACGGUUUUUGGUGCAGUAGCCUCUGCUCUUGCGGUUCGCUUCUUUUCCUUCAACCAGAAAAGGCACUUUCCCCGAACAGAUUCGUCUGGCAACUCUGCCGUUUCCAAUAACGGCUAUUCUCAGAGUCAGAGCCCGUUUGAUCCCUCCAAGCGCAAAGGAUACUUGUCAUGGGACGAUUACUUUAUGGCAAUUGCUUUUUUGUCAGCUGAACGAUCCAAAGAUCCAAACAGGCAGGUAGGCGCAUGCUUGGUCAGUCAAAAUGGAGUUAUUCUUGGCAUUGGUUAUAACGGAUUUCCAAGAGGUUGCUCAGAUGACAAACUUCCUUGGGCAAAGAAAUCUAAAACUGGGAAUCCUUUGGAGACAAAGUAUCCUUAUGUUUGUCAUGCUGAAGUUAAUGCUAUCCUGAACACAAAUCAUGCUUCUGCUGUGGGCCAGAAGCUUUAUGUGACCAUGUUCCCUUGCAAUGAAUGUGCAAAGAUAAUAAUUCAGUCAGGUGUAUCUGAAGUUAUAUAUUUUGUGGAGAAGAAUUUAAGUAACUCUGACACAACAUACAUCGCUUCACACAAGCUACUAUCUAUGGCUGGUAUCAAAGUGAGGAAACACCAGCCGCAGAUGAGCCGAAUUUUGGUAAAGUUUGAAGAUUCCUAAAUGAUGGUUUGUUUAUUUAUUGAGUUGAGCCAGAUCAUUGGUAGUGUCAUUAGAGUUGUUCAAUGUUGUGCAUUGUUUUCACUUGUAGGCUCCUAACCCAGUGGUUGUAUGCUAGAUAUGAAUUGUAUGAUGGAUGUUAAAUACUGUUAUGAGCAUCGCGAGAUACGCUUGAAACUGAUUUGGAUUACUCGAGCAAGGACCUGCAAAAUGAUAUAUUAGGCUUUUAUCAUGUUAAA
Molecule: messenger RNA, 1116 nt
Organism: Manihot esculenta (cassava)
Lineage: Eukaryota; Viridiplantae; Streptophyta; Magnoliopsida; Malpighiales; Euphorbiaceae
Product: deoxycytidylate deaminase
Exons: 9
Coding region: 197-880 (227 amino acids)
Molecular function (GO): hydrolase activity; zinc ion binding
Source: RefSeq, a predicted model, not a curated record